AUGUCCCGUUUGGAAACGCUUCCUCCAAUCAACCCUAUUGAUUUCAACAUAUCUUCGUCUCCUGAUUCCUAUACCCGGUUUCAUGAAAGUAACUUACCAUGGGCGACCAAUGCAUUACUCAACGAUAUUCUCUCGUCAUCACCUCCUCUUCGCGUAACCGCCACGCCGCUUUCUGCCAGCGGCGACUCUCACGUCAACAAGGGAGAAACCAUCUUUCCCUCUCUACCACCCCUUCUUACGGGGCACCCUGAAGUCCAUCUUCGCAAUGGGAUCAUGAAUGCCUCACGUCUGGCGGCCGCUCACGAGCCCGACGCCGAAAAGGCCUUCUUUGUCGCUGACCUCAGCCAGGUCUACCAACAACAGCAACGAUGGAAGACCAGUCUCCCCGAAAUUCAGCCGUUUUAUGCGGUGAAGUGCAACCCAGACCCUUAUGUGAUUCGCCUCCUCGCGGCGAUGGGAGCAGGGUUCGACUGUGCGUCAAACAACGAGAUCGCACAGGUGCUCAGAGUGGGUGGGAUCGACGCGUCGCAGAUCAUCUUCGCGAACCCGUGUAAAGCUGUCUCGUUUGUGCGCAACGCAGCGAAGAUGGGCGUCGACCUCAUGACGUUCGACAACGCUGACGAACUAUACAAGAUCAAGCGUGCGCACCCACGCGCGCGCUGUGUCGUGCGGAUCCUUACCGACGACUCGAAGAGCCUUUGCGCCUUCGGGAUCAAGUUCGGCGCACCACUUACUACGGUGCCCGGCCUGCUCGCCAAGGCACGCGAGCUGGGCCUGGACGUCGUCGGCGUGUCCUUCCACGUCGGGAGCGGAUGCUACGACCCCACGGUCUACUCGGACGCGAUUGCGCGAGCGCGGCGCGUGUUCGAGAUGGGGAAGGAGGCUGGGUACCGGUUCUCGCUCCUAGACGUCGGUGGCGGGUUCGAGGACGCGCUGUUCGAGCAGGCCGCGGCCGUACUGCGCACCGCGAUCGAGCAGUAUUUCCCCGAUCGCCGCGAGGAGGGCGUCAAAAUCAUUGCUGAGCCAGGGCGGUUCUAUGUCUCGAAGGCGUUUAGGCUCGCCGCCAAUAUUAUUGCCCGGCGUGCCCCACUUGGGGGUGCUUCGACGUCGACUGCCGCUGCGGAUUGUAACGAGAUCGAUACCCCUAUCGCUAUGUCUCCGUCGCAGGAAGAGAAAGAAGACAUCUCAGAUAAGCCUGCUGUCAUGUACUACAUCAAUGAUGGGGUAUACGGAGCGUUUAACUGUAUUCUUUUCGACCACCAGGUCGUGCAUCCUUACGUCCUCUCCAUGCGGGGCUCGUUCCAUAUCUCGCCUUCCGAGCCGACGCACAUCAGCAGCGUCUGGGGCCCGACGUGCGACUCGAUCGACUGCGUCAGCAAGAAGACCGUCCUUCCCGCGGCGUUGCAGGUCGGAGACUGGUUGGGCUUCGAUAACAUGGGGGCGUAUACGGUUUGUGCGGCGAGCCAGUUUAAUGGAUUCGAGGUCAGCAACGUCAUCUACACGACAGGUGGCGCCGGGGGGUUCGAGGUUCGGAGCACCCUCGCUGCAUUCGCAGCAGCAGGGCAAGGAAUGGGGGUGUAA
Messenger RNA from Cyclocybe aegerita, 1581 nucleotides. The record is from the annotation of a GenBank genome assembly. NCBI's taxonomy places the organism in Eukaryota, Fungi, Basidiomycota, Agaricomycetes, Agaricales, Hemipholiotaceae.